Melanotaenia boesemani (Boeseman's rainbowfish) is the source of this 3139-nucleotide messenger RNA. RefSeq names its product nuclear GTPase SLIP-GC-like. Lineage: Eukaryota; Metazoa; Chordata; Actinopteri; Atheriniformes; Melanotaeniidae. The record is from RefSeq and is a predicted model, not a curated record. Gene Ontology annotation, molecular function: GTPase activity. Bases 193 to 2616 code for a protein of 807 amino acids. The transcript is spliced from 24 exons.
GCUUAUUACGGAGGGACUUCCUGUUUCCCUCUCAGACGCAAUCUGGAGGAAGACUUGAAUGGUCCUGUGUUUCUUUCUCUGAGUCUCAACCUUUAUUUUACAGCUUCACGUCUGCCUGCUGACUUCGGCUCUCCUGAACCAAAUUACUGUUUUGGUAAAGAUUACCUUCUAAUAAAGUUCUUGAUCUUAAUCAUGGAUGAUUUUGUUUGUGACAAACUAAAUCAGUGGGGUCUAAGUGAGUGGAUAGAAAGAUUUACGGAACAACGCAUUGACAAGGAAAGUCUUUAUUGUCUUGAAGAUCGAGACAUUGAUUGUUUAAUCCCAUUAUUAGGACCAAGAGCAAAAUUCAAGAAGAACUUAAACCUAUUGAAGCAGGAAGAACAAAACACAAAUGCAGGCAAUGAGGAUUUUUCUGAUCAGCUGCAGCAUCAUGAAGAAGUCAUUGAGGCUGGACCAUCUACACGUAAUAAUGGAAAUAGAAAGCAGGAUUAUCGUGGAGAGACCAAUGAAGGUCAACCACCAGCUAAGCGGCGAUGUGAAGCAUCAGAAGUAAUGAUACUCUCUGAAGUUAAGGCAAUAAUGAGAAGUGUCUACAUAAGUCUGCACAACCCAGACAACACAAAGCUCAAUGCUUUCCUGAAGACUAGAAUCAUGGAUUUGGAGACAGAUAAGAGGGAGCUGGUUGGUGUCUUUGGCAGAACUGGAGCAGGAAAGAGUUCUUUGAUAAAUGCUGUCAUUGGGGAGAAGAAACUUUUGCCCACUGGAGGUGUCUGUGCAUGCACCUCAGUCAUGAUUAAAGUAGAGGCUAACAGGCACAACCACAAGUAUGAGGCGGACAUUGAGUUCAUUACAGCAGAGGAGUGGAAAGAUGAAUUGUGGUCAAUGAAUCAGCUCCGCAAGGAUAAUCCAGAUAGUGAAAUGGAGGGUGAUGAUGAUGAUGAUCAUCGUGACAUUGAUGACAAGCUGUCAGCCCUUUAUGGAGACGAGUGGAAAGAGAAAACACCUGAAAACCUCAUGGACAACAAAUACUUCAGAGAAAUUCCAGAAUUCUUCAAAUCCGGGAAGAAGACCUUGACAUGCGACUCAGCUCAAGAGCUAACAGCAAAAUUUGUCCAGUACACAAGAAAUGACACAAAACAAGGAGAAGGUAAAGAAGUAAAGAGGUGGUACUGGCCUCUGGUGAAGUGUGUGACUGUCAGGGUACCAAACAAUGAUCUUCUCCAGCACGUCACACUCGUUGACCUACCUGGAAAUGGGGACCGUAACAAGAGCAGAGAUGAAAUGUGGAAAGGGAUUGUUGGAAACUGUUCUACUGUGUGGAUUGUGGCUGGUAUUGUUCGUCCUGCUGCAGAAAAAGAAUCCUGGGAAAUCCUGAAAAAUGUCAGUAGUCUUAUUGGAAAUGGUGGCGAGUGUCAGCAAAUUCACUUCAUCUGCACCAAGUCUGAUAACACUGAAGAUCUGGAUGAUCAGUCAGCAGAUGCUGUUCGUGCCCACAUAUUCAAGAGAAACAUGAAAGCCAAGGAGGAAGUGUUAAAGGAAUUCAACAGGCUCCACACAGUUAAGAAACACUUUGGUGGCGACAGUUUCAAAGUGUUCACGGUGAGCUCCCAAGAGUUUCUGAAAAAAAAACAUCUAAAGCAACACGAAACUGAAAUACCUAAACUACAGGACUUUCUGAAAAAUCUCAAUGACUGUCACUCGGAGACAUUAAACUAUGUGUCUGGAGCUCAUGGGAUUCUCUCCUUGAUUCAAGGGGCCAGAUGUGGAGACGCUGACGGUCAAAAAACUGAUGUUUGUGAACAACUUCAAAACAAGAUAAAACGUCAACUUGGCCCAGUUCAAAAAGCAAUGAUUAAAGCUUACAGAGCUUUUGAAACGCGCCUCUGUGAAGGAGUGAAAACCUCAAAAAGUUCAUAUGAAAAAAGCUUGAAGUGCAUUAAUCCAAGAAAGACUGGCAGAGGAUUCCAUAGGACACUGAAGUGUGUGGUCAACAAUGGUGGCAUUUAUCAGCCCAAAAAAGGAAAACAAAUAAACCUGAACAUGGAGUUAGCGUCAUUCCUGACUGACAGUAUUGAUGAAGAAUUCAGGAGGACAUUCCCAAAUGAUAGAAAAGACGGGCCAUUCUUUGGUGUCAUCAAUAAAUUUUCAUUGGACACAGAGGGACUGAUUCAGGAGUACGAUGGUGUCAAACUGCAGCUCAUCUUUCUGAAGACAGAGGAAGAAAAAAUCAAGAAAAAGCUGAAAAGAGAAAUCCGCGACCGCAAGAAAAAGAUCUACAACAGUCUGACGGAGACCAUUGCAAACAAUAUGCAAGCCUGCUACAAGAGAGCAGCAGAAUUUAGAGGAAAAGGCUCGAUGCAAAACAUGAAGGACAUGAUUGGAAAACAUGUGUCUGAGUCUAAGGGCAUCAUGUUUGACCAGGCUAAGCAAGUUAUGUUGAAGAAACUUGAAGACUUGGUGGAGGACAUCUGGGAAACUCUGGAGAAAACAAUGAAGGAAUCAAUUGAGCUCUCACUGAAGACCAAUGACAACUCAAUCCCAGAUGUUUCAGACAAGCUUAUGGUGGUAGAGAAACACUACAAACAACUAGGAGGCAUCUCAGAGGAGGAAAUGUAAUGAAAUGGAUGCACUGAAUCCACGAUGAGGACAAGUUCAAGGACCUGACAUUUUGUAGACAAAUGUUUGCUAAAUGUUCUGUUCUCAGUUAUUUUAUCUUUAUCUUUAUUUCUACACACACACAAACACACACAUGCACACACACACACACACACACACACACACACACACACACAUAUAUAUGUGUGUGUGUGUGUGUGUGUACACAUUAUACUUUGACUUUAGAGAGAUGUCCAUGUUUUUCUCUGUUGUUGUAGCAGAUUAUUGCCUUUUAAAUAGAUGCAAAAAUGUAAAAUAAUAAUGUAAUGAGAGGUGCUGGUUGGAUCCAAACUAAGAUUGUUUGUAGUUUCAUCAUACAGGUUACAAGGCCAGAAUCAGGGCCAGCUGAAUCAAUUUUACUUCCAUUUUAGUUUAAUGUGGCUUUGCAGGAAAUGAAUUAUUUUAAUAAGUUUGUUUACUUCUUGAGUUUGUGUGGUUCCUGUCUGUGAUGAUUAUACUCAUUAAAAAAAGUGUUCAGAUUUCA